Molecule: messenger RNA, 576 nt
Organism: Aspergillus versicolor CBS 583.65
Lineage: Eukaryota; Fungi; Ascomycota; Eurotiomycetes; Eurotiales; Aspergillaceae
Exons: 1
Coding region: 1-576 (191 amino acids)
Source: RefSeq, a predicted model, not a curated record
AUGUCGCGAAUCUUUGAUGGAGACGGCGUCCUAUUCACAUCGCUGUCAGACUACAAUCGAGAAAAGGCACAGAAACUUUUCCACUGUCUAACUGAGAAUCUCCGUGUACUAGGAUGCCGAUUCUUUGAGGUUGAUGUUGAGUUUUGGCCUUCCCCCAAAAACUGCUGGGUAGUAUGGGUGCAACUAGGAAAACCCUGGGGAGCUUGGCCUGAAUGGUUAGAUUGGAUCAGGAGAAGACUGAGUGAUCUGGCCCUUGAGGGCUCGGACCGCUUCUACGAAAUGGGAGCGUGGGCCAUCCCCCAGAUAACGAUUGACAGCAGGACGAUGCUGAACGGGUGUAAAAGAUUCCGGGUUGUUGUGUAUGAAGAUAUACCUUUUCUUGUUUCAUACGACGGCAAGUAUCAUGAAGCUGGUGAUUUUGCCCGGCAUGAUUUGAAACAUGAGCACUAUGAGUUACAACGAGCGACCAGGGAUAACCGGCAGGUGCACGAGCAGCAGGCCAAGGUGCAGGAACUCGAGGCAACAAUGAGGCAAACAUAUACUUGGGAAAGGAUUGACUCACUGGCAGGAAAAUAA